AUGCCGGGGAUGUGGGAUUGCCACAUUCACUUCCUGGGUGCCACAGCAGCAACAAUGAACGCGAUCGUCGACACGCCACAAGCUCUGGCGGCUGCUCGGAGUGUGCCAGAUCUGCACGCCACCGUUAUGGCCGGAUUCACUUCAGUGCGUGAGGUCGGGGGCUAUGGGUGUGAUCUCGCAAAGGUCGUAGCGGAGGGACGAAUCCCUGGUCCUAAUAUCUACUCCAGCCACUCUGCCAUAAGCAUGACUGCGGGACACGGUGAUGUCCACGGCGUCCAUAGGGACUCGCUGCUUGAUCUGUGCGCCCACGGCUUACCUUUGACAAUUGCUGAUGGCGUACCUGAAUGCCUACUUGCUGUACGAAAGCAGUUGCGCCGGGGUGCCAAGGUCAUAAAGGUCUGUGCUAGUGGAGGUGUCGUGAGUGCCAUUGACGACCCGCAGCACCAGGAAUUCUCUUUCGAGGAACUGAAAGCUAUUGUCGACGAAGCGGCGCGGGCACGCCGGGUUGUCGCUGCUCACUGCCAUGGCAAAGCGGGUAUUAUGAACGCGUUGCGCGCCGGAUGUCGCACGAUUGAGCAUGGCAGCUUCCUAGAUGAAGAAGCCGUUGAGCUGAUGAAGGAGAAGGGAGCAAUUCUAGUUGCCACCCGCAGUGUCAUUGAGAGCGGUCUGGCAAUGAAGGAUCUUUUUACCCCGUCAUCCUAUCAGAAGCUCCUCGAAGUAGCUGAUGCACAUAAGAAGGCGUACCAACUUGCUGUUUCAAGAGGUGUCACGAUAGCCCUUGGCACUGAUCAGUUUAUCAGCUCGGAUAGCCCGGUGAUAGGCUACGGUCGCAAUGGCCAUGAAGUGAGGUAUGCGGUAGACGCUGGUUUAACUCCGCUGGCGGCCAUUGAAGCUGCCACGGCCAAUGGGCCCCUUACGUUAGGUUACCAAGCACCAUUGAGCGGUCAACUAAGGGAGGGAUUUGAUGCGGACAUCAUUGCAGUGAAGGAGAGCCCACUGGACAAUGUCGCGAUUUUGUCCAGCUCAAAGAAUGUAACACAUGUUUGGCGUGGGGGAAUGCUGAUUAAAUCAUGA
Molecule: messenger RNA, 1074 nt
Organism: Aspergillus bombycis
Lineage: Eukaryota; Fungi; Ascomycota; Eurotiomycetes; Eurotiales; Aspergillaceae
Product: metal-dependent hydrolase family protein
Exons: 1
Coding region: 1-1074 (357 amino acids)
Molecular function (GO): hydrolase activity, acting on carbon-nitrogen (but not peptide) bonds
Source: RefSeq, a predicted model, not a curated record